Andrographis paniculata is the source of this 1652-nucleotide messenger RNA. RefSeq lists its product as uncharacterized. The record is from RefSeq and is a predicted model, not a curated record. Gene Ontology annotation, biological process: protein transport. Lineage: Eukaryota; Viridiplantae; Streptophyta; Magnoliopsida; Lamiales; Acanthaceae. The coding region runs from base 80 to 1471 and encodes 463 amino acids. The transcript has 7 exons.
CUCGACCGUUACAGGAGGAGCGCACCUCUCCUAUUAUUUUCUUUCCCAUACAAAACCCCAAGGGUUUCGCCCCCCCAAAAUGGCCGUCGCCGCCCACCGCUGGAAGAAGCUGCUCAACAUGGGUCUCUUGAUUUUCCGCCGCAGCUUCAACUCCUCGAAAUGCAAAACCAUGGCGAAAAUGGCGGUGGCGCGAGUGAAGCUGCUGAGGAAUAAGCGAGAAGUUGUGAUAAAGCAGAUGAGGCGCGACAUUGCUAUGCUGCUCGAGUCCCGUCAAGAUGCCACUGCUCGCAUUCGGGUUGAACAUGUGAUAAGGGAGCAGAACAUCAUGGCUGCAAAUGAAUUGAUUGAGCUUUUCUGUGAGUUGAUCGUGUCCAGGCUUUCGAUCAUUGCAAAGCAACAAGAAUGCCCGGCUGACCUUAAAGAAGGGAUAUCAAGUUUGAUAUUUGCAGGUCCACGGUGCUCAGAAAUUCCUGAACUAUUAUCCAUUCGAGAUGUUUUUCAGAAGAAAUAUGGGAAGGACUUCGUAUCUACAGCUACCGAUCUACGGCCAAAUGCUGGUGUUAAUCGCAUGCUUAUUGAAAAGCUCUCUGUGAAGACUCCGUCGGGUGAAACAAAAUUGAAAGUUUUGAAGGAAAUAGCAAAGGAAUAUCAGGUUCAGUGGGACACAACAGAAUCAGAAGAGGAGUUACUGAAGCCUCCCGAGCAGAGAAUUGAUGGACCGAACAAUUUUACAAGUGCUACAAAUAUGCCGGUCAAGUCAGCUCCACAGCAAUCUCCUGAGCCAAACAAUGCUUUUAACCGAGGUCAAACCAAUAUGGUGGAUUUUCAAGACGUUGCAUCAGCCGCUGGAGUUGCUGCUGAGAAAGCACUUGCUGCAGCCGAAGCCGCUGCCCAUUUAGCUGCCUGUGGAGGCGUUGGCAACCAGAUGCCUCCUGGUAGAUCGGCCAUGAAUAACACCAAUUCCAUGUCGAGGAAUCCUAAUCGGAACUUUGCGAGGGGUGGUUCCCGAAACUCUCAAUCUAAUUACUCCACCAGUGAUCAGUCUGAUUAUCAUCCGAGGACAGAUAAUCCUGAAUACUCGUAUUCUUAUGGUAUGCCACACGAGUCAAAUGUUGAUGAUGGAGGUAGGAAGACGACGCAAAGGAGGCAGAGCUAUAACUGCCAGAGGCAGAGGAGCAACGGUAUCAAGUUUGAUGAAUCAGACUGCGAUGAAGAAAUCGAGAUGGAAGAACCACCGCCCUCAACUGACCCGAGAGAAAUGCAUAGAAGGCAUAGUUACAAUGUUCAGUCUGCUCGGUACGAUGCCAGAUAUGAUGAUGAAGCUGAUCAAGAUGAUGAAGGGAAUGAGGGUUCUUACCGACCACCCAAUCGCCCAGCGCCACAGGUUCCGGUAAGCCGCAUUCAUCCCAAAUUGCCCGAUUAUGACAAACUUGCUGCUCGGUUCGAAGCUCUGAAACAUCACAAAACGUAAAGCCAAGCGGAGGAGGUAUGGUAUUAUAGUAUAGUAUUAAGAUAAGUAGUAUAUAUCUUUUAAUUAUGGGUUUGUGAUGAAAUUCUACUAUGAGAUUUUGGGAGAUUACUCAGGACACUUGUAUGUUGACAUUGAAGCAUAUAUAUACCGAAUACAUAAAUACAUACAUGCUUAUAUUAUA